CCUUUCCCAAAACCGCCGCUUUUUCUGGAACAAACAGGAGAAUACGACUACGCUUCAGCCUAUCCUGUUAUGAACAGCAAACUUCCUCCUGCAGCGUACUCUACUCAUCAAUCAAAGCAUAAAAUCCAGAAAUUUCCCGAAGCAACAAAAGAAAAGCAGGUGACAGAAAAGUACGGAACUUUAGAUGGUGGUAUGGCUGUGCCUAUCAAUGGACAAAAUCAGUUAGCAAGAACGUUUCCGGUUCCCAGAAGACAAGAGUUAGGAGGUGAUGAAGAAGGGUUAGAUCUAGAAGAAAAUGUAGCAUGCAAACCAUGUUGCGUACCUGGACCUCGCGGUCAACCUGGGCGUAAUGGAAAAAAUGGAUUUCCUGGAGCGCCCGGAACGAAUGGAUUAGCAGGUUUACCGGGGAAACUAAAACCUUGUGAACAAAUGGCUGUGCAAAUUUGCCGAGAGUGUCCACAAGGACAAAAUGGUCAUAUUGGUUCUCCCGGACAACCAGGAGAUCGUGGACAGCGCGGCAAUCCAGGACGUAAAGGAAUGAAAGGACUUCCGGGAACCUCUGGAAGAAGAGGAUCUCUACCGGUUGCUGAAGAACCGAUUCCCGGAGAGCCAGGACUACCUGGAGUGAGCAAAAUUCUUCACUUUCAAUUUCUUUGGCAGAAUGAUUCUCUUAUCUCAAUUUCAAAUUGUUAA
Messenger RNA from Strongylus vulgaris, 693 nucleotides. The record is from the annotation of a GenBank genome assembly. Lineage: Eukaryota; Metazoa; Nematoda; Chromadorea; Rhabditida; Strongylidae.